Symbiodinium pilosum is the source of this 459-nucleotide messenger RNA. The record is from the annotation of a GenBank genome assembly. NCBI's taxonomy places the organism in Eukaryota, Dinophyceae, Suessiales, Symbiodiniaceae.
AUGGCACAGAUUGAGCGGAGGGUUUAUGCGCGAAUCUUCGGAGAUAUCGAUGCGAGGAGCUUCCAGGGGUCGGGCAAGCUGGAGGCGGUGACCCAUGACAACUCCGAGAAGAUCAAGUACAAGGAUGGCAUGAAACCGCAAGAGCUGCAACAGGCGCACCUUCGCGCAACGAUCCAGUCAGAGGAGUUUUACAAGACUGCCACAAACAUUAAAGACUGGGAGGUCAUUGAGUUGCACGUCUCCGGCCUGCCAUACGAUGCAGAUGACGAGAAGCUGAAGAAACUGUGUUCUGGCUUUGAGCUUCAAAUCGUCAAGUGCAAGGCAGACACCGAUCCCGUUCGCAAUCUCUGCAAAGGUCGUGCAAAGAUCAUGGUGCGCUACAAUCCUGGCCGUGAUGGCGCAGAACUAGAGGCCUUGAUCCAGCAUCUGGAGGCCGCUUCCCUGACAGUUGAGACUUGA